Messenger RNA from Symbiodinium natans, 993 nucleotides. NCBI's taxonomy places the organism in Eukaryota, Dinophyceae, Suessiales, Symbiodiniaceae. The record is from the annotation of a GenBank genome assembly.
AUGGAAUCGCCCCGAGGGGAACGAGGGCACGUCCAAGCGCCGCGGGACAAUCAGAUGUUCUGCCAGAUGAGCCAAUGCAUCAUGGAAGUUGAUUCUGUUCUUGAGGAACUGGUCCCUAUCGUAGGUCCACAGCUCAUUGAGGAGGGAGCCGUAUCUUUGAAAGCUCUGCGCAAGGCCCUUGAAAACUGCCUGGGUGGUAUCAGCCUUCUUGGCAUGAGGGCCCGGAUCCGUGAGAUUACCGAGCGAAUGUUGGUACAUAGCGAUGGCCUUGAUGGGAAUACGCUGUGUGCUGGGUUUUGGGAGCCGCUUCCCCGCCAGAUCUUCGUCAGAACACUUCAGACUGUGCCGGUUUUGUGUGCGCCGAGCUGGGAGCCGCUUCCCAGUGGAUUGCCUGUUGCAGAUCGUGGCCGAUGCUUCUUUUCGGACCUGAGCGACCUACUGGAAGAUGGUCAGUGGCAUGAUAGCUCUAUUGGGAACACAUGCUGCUUACAACCCGGCGGUGUUUGCUGGGAACUGUAUUGCCUCGAGCGUGAUCUCCAAUUCGAUGGAAACAUGCUUUCGGACAAGCUGAUCGGUGGUGGACAUAAUGGCACUGGUGAAGUGUAUGACCUCACCGCCUUCCUGCAGCACCAUCCUGAGCAGCGCAACUCCGGGAACACCGCGAUGCACCAGGUGGUUGGCGAGGAGACCUCGGGGAUUGGACGGUGCCUCAGGCGCAAAGCCGCGGACUUCGCGACUGCUGGUUUGACUUGGCACCUCUACUUCUGCAAGGCCUUCCAGAAUCACAAGCCGCUUCUGCAGUUCGACUACUGCCGGGCUUUGAGGCAUUUGCACCAAAGCAUUGUUGGCAAACAUCCGGAGACUGGCCAUACGUUGUUGGACUUCAGCAUCCAUCACGAGUCUGCGCUGUGCUUGGCAUCGAAAUGGAGAGUUCGCAUGCAGGUAUGGGACCCUGGUGGAGUUUGUGAAGGCACUUCAAGGCCAUCACCUUAG